Messenger RNA from Equus quagga, 2906 nucleotides. RefSeq names its product SEC61 translocon subunit alpha 2 (gene SEC61A2). The coding region runs from base 521 to 1819 and encodes 432 amino acids. The transcript has 12 exons. Gene Ontology annotation, molecular function: signal sequence receptor activity; transmembrane protein transporter activity; ribosome binding. Gene Ontology annotation, biological process: post-translational protein targeting to membrane, translocation; SRP-dependent cotranslational protein targeting to membrane, translocation. The record is from RefSeq and is a predicted model, not a curated record. Gene Ontology annotation, cellular component: membrane; Sec61 translocon complex. NCBI's taxonomy places the organism in Eukaryota, Metazoa, Chordata, Mammalia, Perissodactyla, Equidae.
AAAUGCCAACAAAUCUGGGAAGGUGGCUUGGAUCGAGGUGGAAAAGAGAGAAAGGGGAUCUAGGAAGUUUCGUGAUGUGAUUGGUGUUUGUUUUACAUUAGAGAUGAAUGCUUUCCUAAUUCAAAUUUAAUUUGCAAAUAGUCUGCACUGGUACUUGGGUAACAAACAUCUGCCCUUGAGAAUUUCUGAAUUCUUCUAUCAAACAUUGGUGACUGCCAUCAUUUUCAGAGGUUUUGUAAAAAGAUAGUGUAGUCACCUUUCUGGGCAACUGCCGAGGUGUAAUUACUCAUGUCCGUUUUAAAACAAUUUCGUGGUGGUAGUGUACAGAUUCCAGUGUCUGCAGGGGAAGGUGAUCAUGGCUUAUGGCUAGUUAUGGCUUCUUGUGUUUCUGCACGUUACAGACACUGGCGGACUGAGAGAUUGUCGUCUUCGGCCUCCAGUUCUUUGGUAGGACUUGACUUAAACCAUGCCAGAAGAUAGUGUCUAUCCUUAAAGAACUUUUAUCUUACUUUUGUAUAUUAUGAGUUGUCUGGAAAAACAAUGCUUCCUAAUGAAAUUCAAAUUUUUAGAAGUUAUCAAACCUUUCUGUGCAGUUCUACCAGAAAUUCAGAAACCUGAAAGGAAAAUCCAGUUUAGAGAGAAGGUACUAUGGACUGCUAUAACUCUCUUCAUUUUCUUAGUAUGUUGUCAGAUACCACUAUUUGGAAUCAUGUCAUCAGAUUCUGCAGAUCCUUUCUACUGGAUGAGAGUUAUUCUUGCAUCCAACAGAGGAACUUUAAUGGAAUUGGGUAUCUCCCCAAUUGUAACAUCUGGCUUGAUUAUGCAGUUGUUAGCUGGAGCCAAAAUCAUUGAAGUUGGAGAUACACCAAAAGAUAGAGCUCUGUUCAAUGGAGCCCAGAAACUAUUUGGUAUGAUCAUUACCAUUGGGCAAGCCAUUGUGUAUGUCAUGACGGGCAUGUAUGGGGAUCCUGCAGAAAUGGGGGCUGGAAUCUGUCUCCUGAUCAUCAUUCAGUUGUUUGUUGCUGGUUUGAUUGUGCUGCUGUUAGAUGAGCUGCUACAGAAGGGUUACGGCUUGGGGUCUGGUAUUUCCCUCUUUAUUGCCACCAACAUCUGUGAGACCAUUGUCUGGAAGGCCUUUAGUCCCACUACUAUUAACACUGGCAGAGGUACCGAGUUUGAGGGUGCAGUGAUAGCCCUCUUUCAUCUGCUGGCCACCAGGACAGACAAAGUCCGAGCUUUGAGGGAGGCUUUCUAUCGUCAGAACUUACCCAAUCUCAUGAACCUCAUUGCGACCGUCUUUGUGUUUGCUGUGGUUAUCUAUUUUCAGGGAUUUCGUGUCGACUUGCCCAUUAAGUCAGCGCGGUAUCGAGGGCAGUACAGUAGCUACCCCAUCAAGCUCUUCUACACCUCGAACAUUCCCAUCAUUCUUCAGUCGGCCUUAGUGUCAAACCUCUAUGUUAUUUCCCAGAUGCUGUCUGUUCGAUUUAGUGGCAACUUUUUAGUAAAUUUACUAGGACAGUGGGCUGACGUCAGUGGGGGAGGACCGGCUCGUUCUUACCCAGUGGGAGGCCUUUGUUACUAUCUUUCUCCUCCUGAGUCCAUGGGUGCCAUAUUUGAGGAUCCUGUCCAUGUGGUGGUUUAUAUCAUCUUCAUGUUGGGAUCAUGUGCAUUCUUUUCUAAGACGUGGAUAGAGGUGUCUGGUUCCUCAGCCAAAGAUGUAGCUAAACAGCUUAAAGAACAGCAAAUGGUAAUGAGGGGCCACAGAGAUACCUCUAUGGUUCAUGAGCUUAAUAGGCAAAUGUUCAGGAUAGUUGGGUGAUGAAGUCACCUUGGGUCCAGAGUGACAACGCCCAGGAGACAAAUUCAAGGAAUUCUGCUUUGGACUCAACAGGCUAGAAAUGCUCUGCAUUCCUGUACCAAGCAAGCAUUUUGCUGUCCCCUGGGUGCAUAUUUCGUCUGAUGCUCCACACAUAUUUCUGUUGUAAAAUUACAUGUAUUUCUGUUGUGUCAUUAAAACGUUGUCAACAGUGCUGCUUGCAGGUUAUUUUGUGGGCAAACCUAGGAAUUCAAUUGCCAGUAAGGACUUGAGCAGAGAAGCAAAAUUUGAGGCCUCGGCUAAGAAAAGACAACUAUAUGCUAAAGAUAUAAAAAUAACCACUAAAUGAGGAUGAGAGAAAUGUCUGUACAUCUUCACACUGACUUAAACCAUGAAUGGCUAUGCACAACCUGUGUUAAUACUUGUCAAAACCAUGUAUUGAUUGUGAAUCUCAGGCUACAGCACCUUGUGGCAGACACUGAAAGAGAGAUAAUGUCCUUGGUGCUAGGAUUACAGCAGUGGACAGAACAGACAAAGGCCCUUUCCUCGGGGAGCUUACUUGCUGGUGGAGAGAAAGGGAGAAAAAGUGAGGGACAAUAUACAAAAUUUCUGUCCAGUGACUCUACGUUUUUUGGAGAAAGAUUAAGAGGGAUAAGUCGAGUGGAGAAGGUGGGGGUGCUGAUCUAUAUGCAGCAAUGGGGAGAGGCCUCUUUAAUGUGGUGACAUGUGAACAGAGCCUGCAAAGUAAUACAGGAGUAAGCUACGGGGACAUUUAGAUAUUCAGAGACAGUCACUUAGCAUAUUGGCAAUAUAGAGAGAGCAUAAGAAAACAGGCGGCUAUUCCUUCGAAAGUGCCCCAGAUGACAAUCUGUUAGGUAAACUUUUAACUGGCACUGGUUUACUUUAGACAAAUAGUUUACAUUAUUAUAGGCAAUCAAAGCACUAUGCUGACCCAGGUUGGUUACAUCAAAGGCUGGCUACUUGCCUCUGCCUUUGUGCUCUACACCCAGAUAAAAGAACUUGAUCUAGAUUUUUAUUCUAGAUUCCAUUCUAGAUUUCCAUUCCCUUCUAUUAAUAACGUUUACAUAAG